Penaeus chinensis is the source of this 1743-nucleotide messenger RNA. RefSeq names its product trifunctional enzyme subunit beta, mitochondrial-like (gene Mtpbeta). Gene Ontology annotation, biological process: fatty acid beta-oxidation. Gene Ontology annotation, molecular function: acyltransferase activity, transferring groups other than amino-acyl groups. The transcript is spliced from 10 exons. The record is from RefSeq and is a predicted model, not a curated record. Lineage: Eukaryota; Metazoa; Arthropoda; Malacostraca; Decapoda; Penaeidae. The coding region runs from base 47 to 1465 and encodes 472 amino acids.
GAGAUAUGACGUCACGGCGAAGACCCGCAGCUCGUCCACCGGCAAAAUGGCGUUGGUCAAGGCCUGCACGCGCUCCGCUCUCCUCCAUUCCCUUCGAAAUGUUGGGACAAGAGCCCUUGGCACAUCUGCUCCCCAGCUGGCUGUGGCCAAGACAAAAUCAUCGCUUGCAAAACCUGGGAUGAAGAACAUUGUGCUGGUGGAUGGAGUGCGCACGCCUUUCCUCAUGUCUGGCACCCAGUAUAACAAGCUGAUGCCACACGAUCUUGCACGACAGGCCCUCAAAGGAUUGGUGACUCGCACUGGCCUUGAAAAGACAGCAGUGGACUACAUCACAAUGGGCACGGUCAUUCAGGAAGUCAAGACCUCCAACGUUGCCAGAGAAGCUGCUCUUGGGGCUGGGUUUUCCGACAGGAUUCCUGCACACACCGUCACCAUGGCAUGCAUCUCUUCUAAUCAAGCUCUUACUACUUGCGCCGGAUUCAUGCAUGCUGGUGUGUAUGAUGUUUGCAUUGCUGGAGGAGUGGAGUUCAUGUCAGACGUGCCCAUCCGUCAUUCAAGGAAGAUGCGAGGUCUUAUGCUAAAGCUGAACAGGGCUAAGACAAUGGGUGCACGUCUAAGUUUGGCUUCCCAGCUGUCUCUGAAGCAUUUUAUUCCUGAGUUGCCUGCUGUGGCUGAAUUUUCAACCAACGAAACCAUGGGUCAUUCUGCAGAUCGUUUGGCUGCUGCUUUUGAGGUGUCCCGAGAAGAGCAAGAUGAAUUUUCCCUCCGCUCGCACACCCUUGCCCACAAAGCUCAGCAAGCUGGACACCUGUCUGACUUGGUGCCAUUCAAGGUGCCAGGAGUGGAUCAGAUUGUGGAUAAAGACAAUGGCAUCAGGGUUUCUACUCCAGAACAAAUGGCAAAACUCCGACCUGCAUUUGUCAAGCCUCAUGGCACUAUUACUGCAGCAAAUGCAUCAUACCUGACUGAUGGAGCCUCUGCUGCCUUGAUCUGUACAGAGGAGAAGGCUAAGGAGAUGGGAUGGAAGCCAAAGGCCUACCUUCGUGACUUCACCUAUGUAUCUCAGGACCCCAAAGAUCAGCUCCUGCUUGGACCCACCUACGCCACACCAAAGGUUCUUGAGAUGGCUGGCCUGAAACCAUCUGACAUUGAUGUAUGGGAAAUCCACGAAGCCUUUGCUGGACAGAUCUUGGCUAACAUGAAGGCCAUGGACUCUGACUGGUUUGCCAAGACCUACCAGGGACGCUCGGAAAAGGUGGGGGCUCCUGACAUGAGCAAGUUGAACAACUGGGGUGGCUCACUGUCUAUUGGACAUCCAUUUGGUGCCACAGGCGUUCGUCUCCUGAUGCAUGCUGCUAACCGCCUUGUGAAGGAAGAUGGCCAGUUUGCCUGCAUCACUGCCUGUGCUGCUGGUGGUCAGGGUGUUGGUAUGCUGGUGGAGCGUUAUCCAAAUGCAACUGUGUAAAGCAACUAAGAAAUAGUCCACUUCCCACCCAGUGAUACAUGUUGCUGUGGAUUGCUGUGCAACUUCUUGUGGGAAAUGACUGAUCUAAAUAUAUUUUUUGUAUUAGUCUUCUAUUCCUGAACGGAGAACCUGCAACGAUCAAUGCAAAUCUAUAUAGUUCUAAGCCUUCUCUGUAAUGUAUUAGCAUCCAGCAUGAAUAUUUAUAUACUUUUUAAAAGAAUUAUAUUAUUUUUCAGGUGUAAAUUCUGUAUUAUAAUAAUCAAUAAAUUGUUACUAUA